UUAUUAAUUGUUUAAUUAAUUAAUUACUCGUUUAAUUAAUUAAACUAAGUCGUUUUCUGCAGCAAAAUAUAACACCGAUGUGGCCUGCACAGAGCGUUGUGUCAAACAUACAUACACAAUUCUGUUAUUGUGUACGUUCAUCCUGGCCAGUAUUUAUAAAGGCCGUGUGUGUGCCUCAACGUACAAAUCAGUUUCUUGUUUUAACGUGAUUACAAUCAUAAAUUGUGUUAAGAAAAAUUUGCUUGCCGAUUUUAUUUAGAACGAUACUCCGAAAUAUAAACCAGGAAAAUUUGACGGACGGAGCGAAAAGUAUAUAGUUUUAAUUGCCGAAGAAAGCAUGCAGAACCGGAUACAGGAAAUUGUUAUGCAAAAUACAGAAAUAAAAAAAAUGCUGCAACGGUUACAUUUUUUGCCAUCAACCAUCACAGAACCCACCGAGGAGCAGCCGGAACAAGGCGCCAGUAAUAAUGAAAAAAAAGAAGAGGAAACUCUCGCGCCCUAUUAUAUCAUCAAGUUACAAGAGAAUAUGAAAGUUAUGCACAACAAAUUAACUUAUCUACAGGGCAAAGAAAAGAAGAAAAAUCCCGAUUAUAUCAAGUUAAAAAAGAUGGUAGGACAGAUAGACAACAUAUUAAUUCGUUUACAAGGCAACGGAAAAGGAGAGGAGAAAAAACUCGUGAUCGAUGAUCUUGGCAAGCUGUUAACAAAGAUGAUGGAACAAAUGAAGACCAUAGGGCAAAGAAGAGAGGCCAUGUUAGCAGAGGCGGCCGGAGGGACACGAGGUGGCCGGAAAGGCACAAAAGGCGACUAAAGGAGCAUAAAAUUGUGACUGUCAUAUUAACUUUUAACUAUUAACAAUUAUAUUAAUUGUUAACUAUUAAGGCCAUCACACACAAAAUGACAUAACUGCAUAUGCAUAGCAUAAGACCGUCUCGACCAAUGAACAUCUAAUAUAAAGGUGCCAUAUUGAUUUACAUAGGCUGAGUUCCACUUGGGCUGAGUUCCACUUGGUGAUCGCAACGCUCGUGAACAUUAUCUAUCUUUUUUAACUUUCGAUGAAAAACAAAGAUAAAAUGAUUCCACAAGCGUUGCGAUCGCCAAGUGGAACGUACCUUUGGUGAUCGCAACACUCGCGAACAUUAUCUAUCUUUCUUUAACUUUCGAUGAAAAACAAAGGGCUUGUUUGUUUUAGCUACACUGGGGCUGCUCUG
Molecule: messenger RNA, 1211 nt
Organism: Linepithema humile (Argentine ant)
Lineage: Eukaryota; Metazoa; Arthropoda; Insecta; Hymenoptera; Formicidae
Source: RefSeq, a predicted model, not a curated record